AUGGACGCUGCAUCGUCAACAUCGCCAGAAACCACCUCAACAUCACCGGAACCCAAAACAUCCACGGUUCCAACUCAAUUAUUACGUGAGAAAAUACGUGAUUACACCAAAAAACAUAGGGAAGCAAUACGCGCUGAAGUUUCCGACUCCUUAAGAUUUCAAUUGGGUGAAAUAAAGGAACGCAUUCAGGAAUUAGAUAAUGUCACUGAGAAGGAUGUUACCGGCCUGGCAGCUCGUAUUAAACGCCGAAAACAUGCCACCAUUGAAGAUAUGUACCGACUAUCUCAUGCUUUCCUGCAGGAUGUUACAAACAUACAGGCAUUUAAUAAAAUUCCCGGCGCCAUUCAGGUUUUAAUCAAGGAACUAACCGGAAAUGAUUCGGAACGGCAAAUGUCUGCUGCCGAAUGUCUAUGUAAUCUUUCACUUGGCGAGGCACCGGUGUGUGAAAAGAUUGCAUCGUUGGCGGGAAGUUACCUCGUAACCUAUCUACAUAGCAAUGAAUCUCAAUUGGUACGCCUGUGUUUGUGGAUAGUUGCAAAUAUCUUGACAACUGGGCAGAAGAGUGCAUCUGUGCUAAUGAAAAUGCAUUUACUGCCACAACUGUGGAAAAUGUAUUGUGACGAUGACAUUGCCGAUCCCGUACUCGAUUAUCGUGAAGAUGCUGCAAUCUGUUUACAACUCAUCGCCUUAAAUGCUGAACAUCUAAUGACACAGGAAGAUCGUAAUUUUGUACUGGAACAAAUGGCUGAUAAAAAUCCAACAUGUGUUGCAGCGGAAUAUCAUCUUGCCAUAGUAUUCCAUUGUCUCUUCAGCCAACAGGAUUUAAUUUCGAAACUAAAUCCUGCUGAUUCUUUGUAUCUAUUGAAUUUUUCAUUAAUCAAUCUAAACAACACAAAUAACUUCCUUACUCAACCACAACGCCUUAAGAUUUUAUAUUCCAUACGCAUCUUGGGUAAUCUUCUAGUUGCCCAACCGUUAAUCUAUUCAACAUUAUUGCUGCAAGUGUCUUGUGUUUGGAAAUCAAGUAUAACAUCGGUAUUAAAUAAAUUAUUUGCUUUCCACGAUUCACACUUGACCCAGGAGGCAUUGUGGCUGUUGAAAAUUGUUUUACAACUGGAAGAGGAAAAUGCAUUUAUGCAACCAAAUAUUUUAGAAAAAAUACAUAUAUUUGAAGAAUGUAUGCCAUUUGCAGAGAAUAUACCAAUUGAAGAGGAAAUGCCAACAGCAAUGGCUGUUUGA
Messenger RNA from Musca vetustissima, 1239 nucleotides. RefSeq lists its product as uncharacterized. The coding region runs from base 1 to 1239 and encodes 412 amino acids. The record is from RefSeq and is a predicted model, not a curated record. NCBI's taxonomy places the organism in Eukaryota, Metazoa, Arthropoda, Insecta, Diptera, Muscidae. The transcript has a single exon.